UUGAAAGUGCCGUUCGAGCAGCAGUCUUAGUCUGAUUCUGAAACUUGGUCCGAGUCUAAGCAGAUAUAGAAAACUUCGAAAUGCGUGGCCUACAACUACAACUGAUUUCUAACGCGUUCAGACCGGCGGUAACGUUACGCCGACAUAGCAGCAGCUCAUCCGUUGUGGCGAAUUUCGAUCUCGGCGGAGUGUUUGUGCCCAUACCUACACCAUACCGGGUCAACGGUGACAUCGACUACGCAGCGCUGGCGUACAAUUUCGAGCGAUGGGAAAAAAUACCGUUCAGAGGAUAUUGUGUGGGUGGAUCUAAUGGCGAAGGACCAUAUUUAAAAGCUGAAGAAAAAAUAGAAAUGGUAUCCAAAAUUCGAUCUAUGAUUGGAAAAGAUAAACUGCUGAUUGCUGGGACGACUUGUGAAUCAACUAAGUUGACGUGUGACCUUAGUAAAGCUGCGGCUGAAGUUGGAGCGGAUGGCGUUUUGGUGAUGAGUCCAUUCUACUUUAAAACUAGAAUGACGGAGGACUCGUUAUACAAGCAUUUUGUAUCGGUAGCAGACUCAUGUCCUGUACCGGUCAUUGUGUACAAUAUGGUGCCCGUUACCGGUAUCGACCUCAGCGUCGACAUAUUAAAGAAAAUGUCCUUACACCCGAACAUCGUCGGCGUCAAGGAUAAAGACAUGGGAAAACUCGCAUCACUGGUCACCGAAACACAGGAUCAGAGAUUCCAAAUCGUCGCUGGCUCGGCGAGUUAUUUAUUGGCUGCAAUGCUCGUUGGAUGCUCGGGUGGCAUAAAUGGUCUGGCUGCUGUGCUUGGAGAACCGUUGUGUAAAAUGCACAAAUUGGCAGUGGCGGGUCAGUGGCAAGAGGCUUUGAAAUUGCAGAGGAAACUCGUCAAUAUCGAUUUGCUGCUGAUGCAAGAAUGUGGACCGGCCGGUCUAAAAGCUGCGAUGGAACUGUUGGGCUAUAAAGGAGGUUUGUGUCGAUCUCCGUUACCAACAAUCAGUGACGAGAAAGUUGCAAAAAUCAAACUGACGCUAGAAAAAGAUGGAUUUUUGUAAUUAAAUCAAAUAAAACAGAAACAAAAAAACUUUAUAAUUUUUACAG
Messenger RNA from Melanaphis sacchari, 1101 nucleotides. RefSeq names its product 4-hydroxy-2-oxoglutarate aldolase, mitochondrial-like. The record is from RefSeq and is a predicted model, not a curated record. NCBI's taxonomy places the organism in Eukaryota, Metazoa, Arthropoda, Insecta, Hemiptera, Aphididae. Gene Ontology annotation, molecular function: N-acetylneuraminate lyase activity; 4-hydroxy-tetrahydrodipicolinate synthase activity. Gene Ontology annotation, biological process: N-acetylneuraminate catabolic process. The transcript has 7 exons. The coding region runs from base 81 to 1055 and encodes 324 amino acids.